Molecule: messenger RNA, 801 nt
Organism: Exserohilum turcica Et28A
Lineage: Eukaryota; Fungi; Ascomycota; Dothideomycetes; Pleosporales; Pleosporaceae
Exons: 1
Coding region: 1-801 (266 amino acids)
Source: RefSeq, a predicted model, not a curated record
AUGGAUCUCGUCAACGCCCAGCAGCCCUUGCACAUUCCAGGCAUAGGCUUCCAAGUCUUUCACUACCGCCAUGAUAUAUUUACUCCCGGCAUACCACCCAUGGCGCAUCACAUUGGCGUCUUCACCAGCCUUGCACACGCCCAAGAAGCCGCGCGAUUUGAAUUCGAACGUGUCCUGGCCGAAUACCUCACCCACGGCUACUACGGCCGCUGCUUCAACGAGAUUGACUUGAAUCUACGCGGGCUCAUCACGGCGUACGUGGACAUUGUGGAACACGGCCGAGUGCUACGGCGCGAAGUCUACUUGAACGAAUUCCACAUUACGACCGUCGACGUCUGGGACCCGACUUGGGACGCCGAGGUACGCAGAGUGGGUGAAAACAUGCUGUUCAACGGUCUGAGGAGUGGACAUGUGAUCUAUGAGAAGGCAGAUGGGGCGGCUGCGUCGACGGCAAUGUCACACGAACCUGUUGGACCGGUAGCGCCUACAUUUGAACUACCCGAGCCCCACCGCAUCCUUGAGAGAGAAGCAAAAUCUGUUCCAUUUGGCGUCCAGCACGAAGAGGAGCGUUCGCCCGAAUGGGCGAGAACUCGCAUUCCGAUAUUCACCCGUCGGGACGACGCUCCUUUUCGUCGACCAGGCGAUGCGCCCUACGCUGAUCGAAUGCCGUUUUCGCCGCCGCCGCCAAAGUCCCCCGUGCCUCCUUCAUUGCAGCAGUCAAAUGAACCAGUGACAAGCAAAGGCAUGUGGCUUGAUGGAUUGGGCAUUUGGAUUCCUGCAGUGCGAUACCAAGACGAAUGA